GGCAUGCAGCAGCAGCGCGUAUCCCUUGACGGCAAGCGCAGCGCCCCCUAGUCAGCCACAAAAGCGCCCGCGCUUCUUCCGGUUCGUCUUUCCAGGACAGGGCACGAGGCGCGGCAGACCGGAUGCACGCCAAGGUGCCUGCAACAUCGCUGCCCUUUCCCGCCGCUAUGGCUGUCGGCGGCACCAGGCCAAAGAAAUGGGUGCACCGAGGGGCCCGGGCAUGUCUUUUCCGGCACCCCCGCUGCGCGUGGCGGUGCUCGGCUCGGGACCCGCGGGCCUGACGGCGGCCAAGUCGUGCCUCGAGGCCGGCCUCGAGCCCGUCGUGUUCGAGCAGGCGGAAGCCCUGGGCGGGCUGUGGCGCUUCCGACCGGACAGCCCCCCGGGACGGCCGUCGGUGAUGCGCUCGACGGUGAUCAACUCGAGCAAGGAGCUGACGGCGUUCAGCGACUUCCCGCCGCCCGCCCACUUUGCCAACUACAUGCACCACUCGGUGCUGCUCGAGUACCUGCAGAUGUACGCGCGCCACUUCCGUGUGGCCGAGACGAUCCGCUUCGGACACCAAGUGGUGCGCAUCACGCCCGCCCGCGACCACAAGCAGAGCGGCAGGUGGGACGUGACAGUCAAACAUCUGGCCACGGGCAGCGUCACGUGUUCGUCCUUCGACGCCGUCAUGGUGUGUACGGGCCACCACGCCUUUCCGGCGCGACCCGCAUCGCUGCGGGGCCUGCAGCGCUUCGGCGGGACCGUGCUGCACAGCCACGCGGUCAAGGACUGCCUGCGCUUCCGGGACCGGCGUCUCCUCGUGCUGGGAGCCGGAAACUCCGCCAUGGACGUCGCCACCGAGGCCAGUCUCUUCGCGCGAAAGGUGUACCUGAGCACCCGCCGCGGCACCUGGGUCCUGCACCGGGUGGCGCCCAACGGUUUGCCCAUGGACACGCUCAUACAGCGCCGCUACUUCCAGCACUUGCCCCUGUGGCUGCUCAACAGGAUGGCGGAGCGCGAGUGCCAGCGGCUGCUCAACCACGAGCUGCUCGGCCUGAAGCCCCGACACCGCCUCUUCCAGCAGCACCCGACCAUCAACGACGCGCUGGCCAACCGCGUGCUCAGCGGCACCCUCGUCAUCAAGGGCGACGUCGACGAGUUCACGGAGACGGGCGUCCGCUUCAGCGGCGACGCCGAGGACACCAAGGUCGACGACGUCGUGCUAGCCACGGGGUACGACAUCAGGUUUCCCUUCUUGGACGAGUCUUUGCUACGGAUUGAGGGCAAUCAGCUUCCGCUGUUCAGAUACGUGUUCCCGGCACACCUUGAACAUCCCGAGACCCUGAGCUUCCUGGGCUAUAUCCAGCCGCUCGGCGCAAUCAACCCCAUCGCCGAGAUGCAAGCACGCUGGGUCGUCCAGGUUCUUCUGGGUAACGUCCGGCUACCUUCCAAGGAGGAGAUGAUUUCCGACGUGGUGCGUACGGAGACGUCACAACGCUCACGCUACGUGUCAAGCCCACGUCACACCAUCCAGGUGGACUACAUGCCGUACACGCGCGACCUGGCUCGCCGCAUCGGCGCCGACCCGAGCCUCGUCAGGGCGCUGCUGCGGCGGCCGGCGCUUUUCUGGGCGUUGCUCGCGGGACCGCAGGUGCCCUACAUGUUCCGGCUGCAAGGGCCGCACUCGUGGCACGGAGCGGCAGAGGCCGUGAUAGGCACCCAACGGCGCAUCGAGGCACCGAUCAGGACGAGGCGCCAUUCGGCCGUCGAAGACAGCGGCGGCGGAUUCUUUUCACCGCGCCCACUGAACAAGCUCUUGGGCGGCGAAAGUAUUGUCGCUCACGCUCUCGAGAUGGCCAUCGUCAUCGUCAGUGUGUGCGUGGUCGUUGUGCCGCUGUUGGUGAACUACCUGUUUGGGUGAUGAGGUACACAUGCCACGCACCACGACUCUUCCUUCGCAAGCACUUCGUGCCACUCGGGGAAGAAUUCUCACGAGAACCAACUCAGGGAGCCUCGGGCAAUCCGUCUGGCGAGUUUGUGUGCAACACCAUAAAGUCCUAGAAGUCGUGUCGGGCUUGACGAUUCGUGCGCGGUGUUCGAGGCGUCUAAGUGGCAUGCACGUGUGGUGGGCCUUCCUCUCAGCACCACAAUUAGGAAACGAAGAUCGGUGCUCAAUCGAAUCUUCGUUUUCUGUCGCCACAUUUGUCAUAAAGAGCGCGCACCAAUGGGGAAUAGCGCCGCAUCGCACAACUUUUCGUGGAAAGUACUGGCAAUAGAUCAUGCCAUCGAAGGGGAAGAUUAAGUGCACGUGUACGGUGCACGCUUUUACGCGUCGCCACUGUACCAUAUGCAAUGCUAUCUCCAUUUAACGAACGUGCCAAACGUUGCGCUUCGUUAUAACGUCAUCUUCCGAUACUUUAACCGCGGCUUCACGCCCUGUAUAGAACAACCACUUGACAGAUACGGCUAUAUACAAUUACACCCCACCUUACGAGCUAUUUACUCGGCACUGUCCUGCUCGUAUCCUAUUGGAAUUUGUCUGAAUUUUUUUAUGAUGAAACUAAAUUACAGGAAGCAAUGAGUUUUUGUUCUCGAACAAAAAAAGAUACGAGGCAGUCAGCCGAUGCACACUCGGGGCCGAGUUCACGAAGCUUUUCGUUCGUAAAAGCUGUUUGCUGAUGGUCGACCCCCGCCUUCGCAAAUGUGUCCAAAACCACGACUGGCUGCCACCUCUUCUUACGACAGCUGUAGCGGGAAAACGUUUUUUCGUGAAUACGAGCCGAUGUACUGUGCGCCUUUCAUUUUUCAUCCUAUCCAUCUGGAGUAGCAAGCUAGGCAGACAUCUCCAGGAUCCAUUAAAGUGUCUCUCUCUCUUGUCAUUAAAGAAAGGAAAAGGUUUGAGCUUUGCAUUUGGAAUAAUAAUGUACGCGUAAAGUGAUUGCGCUGACUCUUCAGCGAUAAACAGUCGCCUACGCCUCUGUGUGCGCUGCUAAUCGUAUAUAGGCUGUUAUUUUUGAAAAGGAUUCCCGAAACGCUUAACUGCCUUUGUAUCUUAUGACGGCUUUGGUGCUCGCCAAGCAUGCGCAAUGAGUAAGUACGAAUCUAAUUCUAAAGGUUCUUUAAUUUUUAUACAAUCCUCUCAAUCCGCAUUCAGUGAACAACGCUACAUAUAUAAUAAAGGUUGUCCCACGUAACUUGAGCCACGGCUCCGAAAAUGAAAGGCACAUCGGACGCGAAUUGCACCGAACGUACAGUGUUGGCAAUAGCCUAAAGUAAGUCAGGCUGCAUUUUUUUUAGUUUCGCCAUAAUAAUGAUUUAACUACAUUUAAUUACGCAACCUUUUAAAUUAAUAACUUAUAACCAUAAGUGUGAUAGGCAAAUUUGAAGAGCACGUUCAGAAAUCACCUAAUAAAUUGCCUUCUACGCCAUAUGUCUCGUGUAGUUCUUCUUUCGGCGUGCCAAAGAAAAUCCGAGAAAUACGAAAAAAAGACCCCGUGAUUGGCCUCUGCGCAUUGCUAUUGUGCUGCACUAAAGCAGGACAAUAAUGCAGACUACUUCAAGCACAAUUUAAAGCAGACCAGCAUUGAAUUUUUUUUAGUGCUGGUCAAAUAGCACAGUUUUGUUCGAUACCGUAAAGGAGACACGUAGUCGCGGAAGGCUCCCAUGUAUGGCUGAGAGGCUUAGGCGGCUGCAGGCCGAUGUCACUUUGCAGCGAGACAAAGGUAGUCACGCAAGACCAGACUGGUUAUAACACAUUUGCAUAUGCAAGUGAUAACGCUGGAAGUUGUGCCCGGAAACCCAGCGCGUUGUUCGUCCGAUGAUGCAAUUCCAAUUAUGCAACUUUUCUACCUCGUUAUACUCGUUAUACCAUUACAGAAAGGAUUUGAUGUCUUAAACGCUUCAACGAUUACCGGCACGACGCCAACAUACGGUACAGGCGUGUAUUAGUGGGAGCGCCAAUAUUCAAUCGCAUAAGUUCACGCCUCACUCAAUGUAUUAAGAAUUUCUUCCUAUACCAGACAGCUAGAACAAUGACGAUGAUGAUGUUGCAUAAGGUAUUAUUCAGGAAACGCUUGUUUUCGUCCUAUGGUGGGAGGCCUCCCUUAACUACAGGAAGCCUUGGCGUCGAGCCGUCCUCUUCGCCCGGUAAACCAGCUUGCGCUGGUCAUCCGGGUGGGAUGGGUGCUGGUCAGUACGUGCUCCUACUACUCAAUGAAUAAAAAUGAACUAUCCAGCAGACUUCAGCGAUUGCUACGGCUCUCAACUCGACUGCGUUCUCUCCCAGUGCGUAUCGCAGGUUUAUAUUGUUACGAAUGAUGUUUAUUUACAGGGUGAAACGGUGAAACGAGGUCCGAGCGGGAAGCUACAGGCCAGGCCCAGCCGGCGCAGAGUACCGCGAGGUCACGCGCGCACACUCUACUUUGUCUUUCUCUGCCUCAGCCGCGGCCGCGCAGUGCUGCGACAAUAUGCUUGUUUGCUUGUAUACCUCAAAUUGCUUGUACCACUAUACAUGAUGGUGGGAGAGAGAGAUACAUUUUGAGAAUAUCGUAUUAAACGAAAGUAAAAAUAUGUAAAAGUGAAAUAUUUUAGGUAAUAAUUAAGAGAAUAGUAUAAGGUUUGUGUUAUUAAAGACAAGAUCACUGUUUAUAAAUCAUGCUGGGAAUUUUUUCUUCUUUGUGAGCCAUGCACACAGCUCCGUUUCUGUAUGAUAUAGUGUUCACCUCGAAAGUGCAUGUGCCAUUAAUCUGCGUUGUAUAUGCAAUGUAAUUAACAGCCUCGGUGAAGCCGUUUUGAGGGCGCUGGCUGGGGACUAUCAACCUCGGAUGCAGCAUAAUUUCUGUGCAAUGGAUGUCACGGAACGAAAUGACGUUGUGCAACUUACCAGAUUUUCACGAAAUAAAUAAUUUUCUUCUCGAUA
Dermacentor albipictus is the source of this 4900-nucleotide messenger RNA. RefSeq names its product flavin-containing monooxygenase 5-like. The record is from RefSeq and is a predicted model, not a curated record. Lineage: Eukaryota; Metazoa; Arthropoda; Arachnida; Ixodida; Ixodidae. Gene Ontology annotation, molecular function: NADP binding; N,N-dimethylaniline monooxygenase activity; flavin adenine dinucleotide binding.